AAAUGAAUGUGACUCCUUCCGCCAUAUAUAGCCCAGAUUCGCACUCGCCGCACACAACCCGUGCCCUGGUUUUAGCUAAAUCUAGUUGUUGUUCUUCUUCCCUUUUCAAAAUCACGUCACGACUUGCUGCCUGACAUUCAGAUCUUUGCACAAUCAUCUUUCCGACCACUCAUCCAGAUUCCUCGUCGACGCCGCCGUAACGACCCCCAGAGACAACGGGCCACACGCCACCCCACCACGAACCCAUCCGAUCCCACUGCAUCCGCAUUGCAUCCACCCUCCAACUCAACCUUGUCACCAACUGCAGCAGUCUUCGUGCCCAAGAAACAAGCCCAUCGAACCCGAAGCAUCGCUCCUCCCACCAUUGCUAUUCCUCAGACUGACUGCCUUUGGACAUUUCCUCUCUCCAUCUCCUCGAGUCUCUCUUGUGUUCUCUUAUUUAUCGUCUUCGCACAAACAAGCUCUCGAGAGUACAUAGAGUAGCCAAUAUAAGAAACACUCCUGUUUUCUACCGCUGUCCGAGCCUCCGAACCCGAUUACCAAACAAGCGCAAAGAAGCAAUACCUCCCCAAGACAGCAAAGCAAACCACUCCCUUCUCUGCAUCGCAAGGAGAUUCACUUCUACAGCAAGCAGGUCUAUCGAAACGGCUUUUCUCUCUCAUUUGUCUUUUAGGGUUUUCAUCUCCCAGUACCCCAUCUACCACAAAGGACGAUGGUUUCCUACGCACCUACAAUGCAGGCCCAAGAUGACCUUGCAACCCUUUUUUCCCGUAACCUGACCUUCAACCCCGAGGUCCAGAGCCAAGUGCAGCCCCCCAAGCCCGAUGAGCAGCUCCAUCAGACCUCCGACCCCGCCCCCGCCAAUCCCGCAUCAACUCCGGCACCCAUCAUCUACUCCAUCACCCAGCACUACACUCACUCCGCACACCUCGCUCGUCAGCAACAAGCCCAGGACGUCCCCGUUCAGCGUCCCUCGUCCGAACCCCCCCAGACCGAGCAGUUGACUCCCGAGAUCGUCCUCAGCCAGCACGGCAUCAGCCCUUCCGUUCUGUCCCCUUCUCAGAUCCAGCUUUUCCGAAUCUCCGAAGAGCCCCAUCAGCUGCGCCUGAUCGAAAUCUGGCGUGCCGCGCCGCCCGCCUCGAGCACAGACAACCCAUCGCUUGCAUGGACUAGCACAACUCUCGAGCAAGAGGAGCAGCUCGCGAAGCUACGGUACGAGCGGAUGGAGGCGGAGAAAGAGCAGCAACAGCACCAGCAAAACGCCGUCAUGAGCCUUGACGGCACCCAAGUUCAGUCUGACGACAGUCGCUGGCUGGCGAGCUCCAUUUCCCAUCAAGUCGAGCCCUACAUGAUGUCCGGCUACGAGGAGAUGAUGCGCCGCGAGUACGAGCGGGAGCAGGUCGAGGCCCGCUCCAACGACAAUUACGCCCACUAUGGCUCCGCCGUCGGCGGUUAUAAGCCGGCUACUGACCCCGUCUACAAGGGAUUCGGCGACGACUGGGCCAAGGAGCAAGCGAUCCAGAUGCAGAUGCAGAUGGAGAACCAGUACGGCGCUUUCCAGCACUUUGGUGGCCAGGCCGGCAACAUGGAGGCCAUGGAGAUUUUGUGAAGGAAGCCUUGCGCAAAUUUUUUGUUUCCUUUUUUCUAUUACUUUCAGCAUAGCAGCAGACAUCUCUUUCUCUCACGAGUUAGACUGCAUGGCAGACACAUGGGCGGAUACUAAGAUGAUACUGGAUCGCCUCCUUUGGGAAGCAUAUUUCUUUUGUCAAGAACGUUACGAGUAAGGAACUAGCCAGAUACCAUUGGGCACGCAUGAGGGAUGAACAGGACUACGAAGCAGCUACCAAAAAAAAAAAAAAAAAAAACCUCCAUAUUGGGAUAUUCGCGCAGGAUGAGGUAGUUGGCGAGGGAAUAUGGGAAGCUGCGGUGAUGGUGCAUACGACAUUCGAUGUCUCUUCAGGUAUUUCUUCUAUUAAUUGACCCCUCUCCUCUUUUUAAUGCCUCCUUUGUACUUGGCAUAUCUGGUGUUCUCAACUUGAUGUAUUGUCUAUCUGGUGCGGUAUCUCGCAGUCGAUGGGCCCUCGGUGGAUAGAUGACUUUUGUCAUUGUGUUCUGGACAGAAAGACUGGUCCCGGUGGCCAUGCUUUACCCAUGUGUACCCUGAAUUUCGUCCUCCGGGAGCAAAAGGGCCGCGUUUGUUUGCGCAGUAUCUAGGUGUCCUGAAUUAUUAACGCGAUACUAGCGGUACAUGAGUCUAUGCUAUCAUACAUGUGUCGGUGUUUCCUCUUCUCCCCGUGUUCCUGUCUGACUUUUGAUAGACCCCCUGUUUUGGCCUUCCCUGGUUAGAUGAACGACGCCUGUAAACUCCUUGGUAUUUGUAGCUUGCCGUUGUUCCUCUCUCUCUCAUUAUCCUCUCUCUCGCGGCAGCCAGACGGGGUGUCGUCGCCAACAUCAGUCAUGAAACGACACCUCACGGGCACGCCGGUUGAGCGAUUUUCUUUGUGUUGUCGAUGUUUGUCGGUAUAGAUUUGAUGGUAAUGGGUGUCUGAGAAACAGCCUUAAUUGAUAAGACAGUCGUGAGUUGGCGACUCCACAGCCCCCGUCCCAGGGAUAAUCGCAACGGAGGACCGCCGAAGCUGUGAGCUAAGCGGCGUGUUCCUCAAACCCCAUUUUUGCGCCGAUGCCCGCGCCACCGCCGUUC
Colletotrichum destructivum is the source of this 2701-nucleotide messenger RNA. RefSeq lists its product as uncharacterized. Lineage: Eukaryota; Fungi; Ascomycota; Sordariomycetes; Glomerellales; Glomerellaceae. The record is from RefSeq and is a predicted model, not a curated record. Bases 713 to 1609 code for a protein of 298 amino acids. The transcript is spliced from 2 exons.